Archocentrus centrarchus (flier cichlid) is the source of this 5480-nucleotide messenger RNA. It is a transcript of the gene nwd2, whose product is annotated as NACHT and WD repeat domain containing 2. The coding region runs from base 150 to 5387 and encodes 1745 amino acids. NCBI's taxonomy places the organism in Eukaryota, Metazoa, Chordata, Actinopteri, Cichliformes, Cichlidae. The record is from RefSeq and is a predicted model, not a curated record. Gene Ontology annotation, molecular function: protein binding. The transcript is spliced from 8 exons.
GAGACAGCAGGAUGCCAAGGAGAGCACUCCGACACACGGCGUCCGUUUUGCCGUCUCCCGACGUCGUCUCUCAGUCACAGCAACUCUGAUGGGCGUUUUUAUCUUCCCUUUACCGCCCUCGACGCUUGGAUAUUUUCGGAAGCCACGAAAUGAAGCGAAUGAAUCCACGCUGGAAGUCGCCUCCUAUGUGGCCGUCGGGUGUGGGGAGCAGGCAGCCCUGCCCGCGGGAGUCGGCGCUGCGCAGGGCGGCCAUCAGCGGCAACAUCAACGCCCUGCCGCCGCACCACGUCCCCACCGGCCGCAGCGUCCGGGUCUUCAUCUGUGCCAACCCCGACGACACAGAGGCAGAGAGGAAUGCACUGAAGGAGCACGUCUAUCCCAAACUACGAGACUUCUGCAGGGAGAAUUAUGGAAUUGAAUUCCAGGUGGUGGACCUGUACUGGGGUGUCGAUCCGGAGGAGUGGGACAGUCCAGAGCUGCAGCGACUCAGAAUGAAACUCCUGGAGGAAUGUCUCAAGACUUCGGCUGGGCCGUGCUUUGUUGGUCUGGUGGGAGAAAAAUACGGCAGCAUCCGAGUGCCAGGGGAAGUGGAAUCAGCAGAGUUUGAGAUGAUCUUGGAUGCAGCUGUGGAGGCGGGGCUGGACACACACAUCCUGGAAGAAUGGUACUGCAGGGAUGAAAACUCUGUGCCACCCGCAUACUACCUCAAACCCAAAGCCCAAAUGCUCAAGAACUACCAGAACUCUGUAAGUCCAUCAAGCAGCGCAGUCAAGACCAAGAAUGACAAGGCCUGGAGGAACGUGUCAGAGGAGAUCAAGAGGAUCUUCAGGACGGCUGUGCUGCAGCUUCAGGAGAAAGGGACCAUGAAGAGCGCUCAGGCCAAGAAAUUCCUUUGCUCUGCCUUGGAGGAUGAAUUAGACUUUGCCCUUGGGAAACAAACGCCUGCCUUUCUCAGGAAAUGCGUCUGCUACAUUCGCAAGAUCUCCAACUUUGACCGCUUCGCCAAACUCCCGGAGAUGGCUCGCUACAUGGACAUUGUGGUCAGCAGCGAUCGGGUCAUGCGCAACCAGGAAGCCUACGAACGCCUCCUGAAGGUCCGGGAUGAGUUCAUCCCCACGGUCGUGGCUGCCUCCAACCUCCGGGUCUAUUCCUCUGUCACCCACUGUGACAUGAAGCUAGGCUACUCCCAAGAAGUGGAAAGUCAUUAUGUAGAAGGUCUGUGCAAGCAGUUCUACGAGGACAUGGUGGACAUCAUCCAGGCCACAGUCCAGCAGAACUUUGACACAGAGACUGACCCACUGUACGACGAGAUCCUGCAGCACCUGUCCCUCUGUAAGUCCUACGCAGCCCUCUACGAGUACAAAACUGAGGCACUGGAUUACGUGCAGGAGUAUCUGAUGCCUUCUAAGGGGAGCAGGACGAGCCCUCUGGUGGUGUACGGAGGACCCUGCACUGGAAAGACACUGCUGCUGUCUGAGGUGGCAAAACAGGCCUACACAUGGCUGCAGAAAGAGAUGGGCCCUGAAACCGACCCAGUGAUCAUUGUCCGUUAUAUCGGCUCCAGCCAGCUUUCCACAGACCUACGAACCCUCCUCCAGAGCAUCUGUGAACAGAUUGCAAUAAACUACCGCUGCCUGAUUCACUUUUUGCCUAACAAGAUUCAGGAGAUGAAAGAACUCCUGACCAACCUCUUAGGGGAACCCUCAUUCCACAGGCCCUUGGUCAUUGUCCUAGAUGCCCUAGAGCAGCUCUCUGAUGCCGAUGAAGCACGCAAGCUAUGGUGGCUCCCCGUACACCUCCCUCGGACAGUCCGCAUUGUGGUAUCAACAUUGCCCAAUAAACAUGGAAUCCUGCAGAAGCUUCGCCACCUCGUCCAUGAUGAGGGGUAUUAUGUUGAAUUAAUCCAGAGAGACCGCAAAGUCUGUAGUCAGACAUUAAAACAGCAGUUGCUGGGGGUGAAGAGAAAGGUCACCUCAGGCCAACAGAUCUAUGUCAAUGAGGCACUUGCCAAGUGUACUUUGCCAAUGUUUGUCAACCUCAUCUACAGAGAAGUAGUUCACUGGAGGUCUCAUAAAGAUGUGGAUGAUAGGUCCCUCUGCUCAACAGUGCAUGAAAGUAUAGAGCAGUUAUUCUACUCUGUGGAGAACAAGUUAGGCCAGCGAUUUGUCUUCAGAGCAUUAGGGUAUAUCACCAUGGCCAAGGCUGGGCUAACGGAAGUUGAGCUGGAAGAUAUCCUGUCCCUGGAUAACAUAGUUCUUGGCGAUGUCAUUGUGGCAACUUACCUCAAAAACCCAUUGAGAAUCUCCUAUGACUUGAUUGCAAAACUCAGAGAGGAGUUGGAGGGCUAUCUGGUGGAACGCCAGGUACGGAACGUCACUUUGAUGGUCUGGGCCAACAGGCACCUGCAUCUUAUUGCUCAGAAGCUGUAUCUUAGCAAUGAGGAGGAUGUACAUCAGAUGCACAGCCUCUUAGCUGAGUACUUCCUAGGGGCAUGGUCAGGAGGUAGAAAGAAGAUCUUUACUUACGAUAACAACCAUUUCACUUCCCUGAACAUUUCUCAUCACAAAAACCCUCACCAUCAGCAGUCCCAUGAAAAAACAUCUUCUGAUAAGUACUCCUAUGACAGACAGACUCCUGAACAACCUUGGGUGUUCCAAUGCAACCUUUUGGAGCCUGACAUUUUCUUUGUCAAUCACAGAAAGAUGACAGAGUUGGUGUACCACCUUACCAGGAGUGGGCGGACAGAUGACCUCAUGUUUGGUGUCAUAAUGAACUUCAGCUGGCUCUACACAAUGAUCAAGAUUGGCCAAUUUGAAAAGGCUUUAACAGAUAUUGACCUAGCUUACAGUUACACCCAAGAGAAGGAGCUGAAGUUUCUGGCCACCACUCUCCGUAGCAUCAAAGUAAAAGUGCUGAAGAAUCCAGCAUCACUGUCUGCAGAGCUGCAGCAAAGGCUUUUGCCUGUUGUCACCUCCCUGCCUAAGCUCAGACACCUCCUCCUGGAGUGUGACAAAGACGGCCCAAAGUACUGCUCUAUUGUGCCUCUCCACUCCUCUAUGGACGUUACCUACAGUCCAGAGAGGCUUCCUCUUUGCUCCAGCUACAUGCAGAUUGUGGAGAUCUUGCCCACUCUAGCCCCAAACAUAGUUCUUGUAGCCUUGGAAGAUGGAUCUGUCAGCACCUGGGAUGUUGAGACCAGGCAACUUCUACGACAGAUCGACACAGCCAGAUCUGUUGUGCUGGGAAUCAGGUUGACCUCUGAUGAGAAGUAUCUGGUUGUGGCCACAACUAAAAACACACUUCUAAUCUACGAUAAUCAUAAGUCCUGCCUUUUAUCUGAGGUUGAAAUCAAGGGCUCAAAGCAUGCUGGCAUCACUGGUGGGGUUGCCUUCAUUAAUGGUUUUACUUUGUCUACCCAUCAUGCUUUGGCAUGGCUUGAGGCUAGUAAAGAUGUGAACGUCAUUGACCUCCUCUAUGGCUGGCCUUUGUACCAAUUCCAUUGCUGGUACGAGGUGACUUGUGUCCAGUGCUCGCCAGAUGGAAUGUAUGCUUUCUGUGGCCAGUACCUCAACACGGUGUCCGUUUUUCAUCUUGGAAAUGGUGACAAGUUGGCCACUGUGACAUCUGAGUUUUCUGGAGGGUUCGUCAAGUCCAUUCUUGUACUCGACACCCUUAACCAAAUGGUGAUGAUUGACAAUGAAGGCAGUUUGUCUGUGUGGAACACCAAAGAGAUCACUAACCCAAAACUGAUGGAGGAUUAUGAUUGUAGAGGGGAUGACAGCGAAGUAGUGGGCAUUGAGCUAUCUGAAGACCAGCGUUCCAUUCUCAUUUGCAAGGCCAGAAGUAUAGAGGUUCUGGACACAAAAGUAUGGAAAAUGCUAGAAAAGUUCAAAGCCAAACGUAGUGAACGCUUUGUUGCUGCUGUACUCUCCAAGAAUGGCCAAAGCAUUGUGGCCUCCAUGGAAAAUACCUCCUCUAUCUUUGUCUGGAGGAGAGACAGUGGACAAUGCAUGGCUAGCCUGAUUGAGAUCUCAGGGGCUAUCGUGAAACUCAUCAAAUCAGUCCACCACAACUUGCUCCUUUCGGUUGCCAGCAGUGGAGUUCUGUCUGUUUGGGACAUUGAUAUCAUCACCGCCAUGUCCAACAUUGACAAAACUGGGAAGAAGAUCCAGACCUUGCAGCUGUCUGGCAGAGAAGACUAUGUGUUUACCAUGGACGGCUCAGAAGCUGUCCACAAGUGGAACUUUAGCACUGGCUUCAUUGAGACAGUCUUCAAGCACGAGGGCAUAGUAGAGAACUGUGUCCUAACCUCCUCAGGGGAUCUCAUGGUGACUUCAGAUGACAAAUCCAGUCAGUAUGUCUGGCAAACCAACACAGGAGAAAACAUCUUUCGCAUCAAUGGACAGAGAAUAUCACAACUGCUAAUCACGCACAACGACCAGUUUGUGGUGUCCCUGUGUGAGCAGAAUGCCUCCAGAGUAUGGAGGCUUGCUACUGGGCACAAAGUCUGCAACAUCUUAGUUACUCUCCAGAACGCACUGAUCACCACAGCAAACACUUUCCUAGUAGGAACGUCAAAAAACAAGCUUCUCGCUGUCAGCCUGUGGUCAGGCAGUGUAUCAAAGAAGUUUGUCUGCGAUGAUGGCAUUACCAUUGUCAACUUUAAGCUCAUUCCCGACUGCCCUGACUGUGCAGUCUUCAUCACAUCCACCGAGACAGUCUUCAUCUGGAGCGUUGCAGAUGAGUCUGUUUGCAGGAGAGUCCAGUUGCCAGCCAACUUCCUCAAAAAUCUAGAGGACUUCCAGAUCUCACCCAACGGGAAAUUAGGAAUUGUCUCCAAAGGUGAUGAGAAUAUUAACGUCUUGGACCUUCACAGCGGGAAGCUCAGGCUUGUUCACGCUGCAGGUAUAAUUUGGCGUCAGAAAUUAUCAAGAGAUGGACGUUACCUUGUGUACAUAUGUUUCCGGAACUGUGACGAAGAUGACGAUGCUGGUGUUGUGUCCAAUCUGAUUGUGAUGCGCCUUGCCGAUGGUAAAAGCAUUGGCACAUGCUCGCUUUACAAGACCCCCACCUUCCUGUCUCUCUCCCAGCGAGCACUAAACAUCAUAAUUGGCUUUGAGGAUGGCAGCAUUGGCACGUACACAGUAGUGGAUCGUGUGGAUGCUGCCCUCAAGAUAAAGAUAGCCACCUCCAACAGCCGCCAGAUUGUCAACAACGCCUCUCAGAAAGUUCGUCCCAAAUGCGGCAAUCAUUCCUUUAAGACUGUUGCUGACUGCAUUUGGCGAGAGUCGACAGAGGUCUUUUCCAGGGACAGUCCCAUCAAUGUGUCAGACUCUGGAGAAGGUGAGUCGACAACACCUACAAAAAAGACCGAACUGGUGCAGUGAUAGGUGGAGAACAAAGGAGUGGGAGGAGCUAAGGCAAGAGGGUGGAGACAGGUGACAAAGCUUAGAAUCUCUGGGGUCGCAGUUGAUUCUUGU